Molecule: messenger RNA, 2379 nt
Organism: Rotaria sp. Silwood1
Lineage: Eukaryota; Metazoa; Rotifera; Eurotatoria; Philodinida; Philodinidae
Source: the annotation of a GenBank genome assembly
AUGUCUACAUCGAGUAGUCAACUAUUCGACUGGUCUGCAUCGAUUGAUCUGAUUGAAACUUAUCAAGCUUUUUUAGAUGAUAUUACAGAAAAUAAUCAUAUGGAAUCAUUAAUGACAACAAAAACAACAGAAUACAUCUUUUACAAUCGCACACCGCCUUGGUUCGGAUCUCAUUGUCAAUAUAUCCUUUCACAAAAACCAAUAUUACUGGACGAAUACAUCGAUUCAGUAUAUUCAUAUCUAUUUGCACUGUAUCCACCACCACAUUCGUGUUACAUUCAUCUACAAUGCAAUCGUCGGUCAUUAGAUCUUUGUCUCGAUUGGCGUGAAAUAUGCGAUGGACGUGAUGAUUGUACUACUGGUGAAGAUGAAAAAGACUGUUGGCUAUUGGAAGCAAACGAAUGUGAUGAAAACGAAUACCGUUGUCAUAAUGGACAAUGCAUUCCACUUGAUUUUUUAAACGAUGACAUAUCUCAUCCGGAUUGUAUGGAUCGAACAGACGAACCUGGCCAUACAGAAUAUGCCAACCACUGUGCUACGGAUAUAACAUUUCGUUGUGAAGAAAGUUCCUGUUAUCCACUUGAACAUGGCAUGGAACCAUUUGCAUGUGGCGAUGGACAAUGCAUUAUUCCACAUGGUGAAUGUCGAAAUAACCGUCAUUUAUAUGCAGAAUUUCCUGAUUUUAUUUUUGAUUGGUUCUUUAUCGAUCAGAAUUGUCUUCGACCAAUGAACUGUUUGACACGUCGAGGUUUUGUAUCACAACAAUGUUAUUGUGGACAAGAAUUUGGUAUUUCAUGUGCUUCAGCAGCAAAACGUGGAUGUCCAUCGAAGCUUUUUUUCUUUCCAGCAACAUCUGUUCUAUUCAGUCAUAUUUAUUUGGUGUAUCAUACAAGUCGAGCUGAUAAAAAAACGGAUUCAAUUACACCAAUGUAUGUUUGUUUCGAUCAAAAAUAUUGCACGUUGGCCAAUACUACAAUUUAUUCUAUUUUGAACAAGACAUGUAUUAGUUUUGAUUAUGAGUUUGGAGACUUGUUUUCAUCCUAUCCUGGAUGGGAUGAAAUGUUGCAGAUUAUUUUGUUUCGUUUCUCAGUUGCUUGUACAUCGCCCAUCAUUGAAUGUCCACAUCCAUCAUUGUAUUCAUGUGAUCAUUCUUCAAAGUGUAUAUCUACUGUUCGUCUUCGUGAUGGAGUCAUCAAUUGUCCAUUAGAAGAUGACGAAAUGUUUAAAAAUACUUGUUUGUUAAAUGAAACUAACGAUCAUCGUUUGAAAUGUUAUGAUGAUGAACAAGAUUUGUGUUUAUCACCAAUGGUAAUUAAUGAUGGGUCUCCUCAUUGUAAAAAUGGUGAAGAUGAAAUUGAUCCUAUUCGUCGUUAUUUACUGUAUAAUAUCAUGUUUAAAUUUGUAUGUGAUGGUAUUCCAGAAAUGUAUCCCAUCAAAAUCGAUGGUCAAUAUCAUACCGAUGAAACAGAUUGUGAACAAUGGCCAUGUAAUAAUAGUUAUACAUAUUGCAAUACUGUUUGGAAUUGUCCGAGAGGUGAAGAUGAAUUGACAUGUAAUAAUACUCUUAUUGUCUGUCCAGCAUUACAUCAUCCAUGUAUUUUACCAAAUACGACUACUCUUAGUUGUUUAUCAAUUGAAAAAGUUCACAAUGGUAUUGUCGAUUGUUUGGGAGGAUCAGAUGAGAGACAACUAUGUCGACAAAUGUAUCUAUUCGAGGAAACAAAUCGUUAUCACUGUUGGAAUCGUAGUGAGUGUGUUAGUAUAACAAGUCUGAUCAAUUGUAAUACGAAACUGGAUACUCAACUUUCGAAAACAAUUUCAAGUAGAUAUUCUUGCCGAUGGAAGAAUUUAACAUCUAUCCAAAAGCAUCUCUGCAGUUUAAAUGACAUUCAAGAUUAUCAUACGUUAGAAUGGAGUCUUUCAUUUGAAGAAAAAAGUCAAUCAGAUAAAAGUAGUAGAGAGCAAAAAACAACAAAUUCGAAUCCGAUUAUCACUACUGGAAAUGUUGAAUUCAAACAAGAAUCAUGUUAUCGAGGAGUCAGCAUAGGUGUUCGGACACUAGUGGGCCUUGAAUAUGGAUGUCUAUGUCCACCGAGUCUAUAUGGAGAUCAUUGUGAAUAUCAAAAUCAACGUGUCAGUUUAACUGUACAAACUAGAAGUGCUACAGAUUGGCGAAGUAUAUUCACUUUUAUCUUUCUACUGAUGACAGAUCAAAAUGAAAUUGAAUCAUAUGAUUAUCGAUAUUAUAAUCCAAGUACGGAUUGUGCUAUGAAAUGGAAUAUUUAUUUACUAUAUCAAUCUCGUCCGAAAAAUCCGAUAAAAAACUACAGUGUUCGUAUCGAUGUUUACAAACGAGAAGCAAUAAUGUCCGAAUAUUGA